GGCACUAACUACGAGUACCAUUUUUAAAAAAAAUUUUGUUUUGGAUAUUUUUUUUCGUGCGCGCGUCGCCGUCGCGCAAACCUUGAGCGUUUAGUAGUAAAGUGUUAGGCGAAACGUGAACUUAAACACCACGCCGUCACUCUAUCGGCGCCUAUCCGUCGCCUCACAUUUUGCCCUAGCACAGUACUUUUAUUGUAUUUAUUUUUCGGAUUGCAGAAUCCUUAAUCUUUUGAUUCUUUUCAAGCAUUUUAUAAUAAUAUUUAUUUUGCACUCAAUUUGCAGUUUUUGCAGUUCCAGCUUUCGGUGUUGCAUUAUUUCCCACUACUGUAGUAUAACGAUUUUUACUUGCGCAUUACCAGUUCAUGACUAGAAGUACUGUUUAGCCCUGCAGUCUUUGCACUAUCAUCCUGUUUCUGAUACCGCAUUGUUACAUUAUGCAGUAAUCUUUCUUCGCAAUACGUUCCCUUUGUGAUGACAUCGCCGUAUCGCUUUGGGUGAUCGUAACUCGGAAAAGUCUCCUUGUUUGUCGUGCUCCACUGUUCCUGAUCGAAAACUCAGGGACUAUGCUACAUAUCUCCUUCGCUCGUACGAAAUCUCGCCAGUUUUUGGAGAAAGCAGAAAAAGUGCUGACGAAAUUAAGGAUGUUCCACACCGAAAUUACGGCAAACGAGCCACGAAAUGAUGUAGGUUUCGGCCACUGCUGUUGUAACGGAAAUGCUGGAUAUUUCACCAACUGUGAAGAAAGUUGUUCUUCGGGUAGACGAACCUAAAUUCACCUUUAAAUCCGGACAAUGGGUGGACUUCACGAUUUCGGGAGUGGACAUUGUCGGAGGCUUCUCGAUUUGCUCUACCCCGAAACUCCUCCGUGAACAGCGAUUACUUGAGCUGGCCGUGAAAAAAUCAAAGCACCCUCCGGUGGCUUGGGUGCACGAUAAAUGUCGGGUCGGAUCGACGGUGCAGAUCCAAGCCGGCGGAGAAUUCUUUUACGAUCCGCGACCAUCCGAUCCGCCCAAGGAUCUCUUGCUGCUGGCCGGUGGAGUGGGAAUCAAUCCUGUCCGAUCGAUAAUACUUCACGAUAAAGAUUUAUAUGACGAUCAUUAUGCAAAAUCUUUUGGACAUUGUCCUGGGCAUGCAACGUUGUUGUAUUGCGCCAAAAGCCCGUCCGAGCUUUUGUUCAAGGAUGAUUUUAUGAGGAUUUCGGACGACAUCAAUUUCCAGUGUGUUUUAUUUGCCUCUCAGUUCAAGAACGUCAGUGAUGUCGGCUCGAAAUUUACAAUUCACCCUGGUCGAAUAACUGCGUUGGAUAUCUUAAGCACUGUCACAGCAAAGAAGGGCGGCAAAUCAUGGUUGGAUAUAAAACGCGUCAUGUGCUACAUUUGCGGGCCAAGGGAAAUGGUGACGAGUUUAGUUCCUGCUCUCAAGGAAUGCGGAAUUUCCGAUGAGCAAAUUGCCUAUGAGGCAUGGACUGUGACGCCACCACCGUCCCCCGCAUCCAUUAGUAAAAAUGCGGUGUAAGAAUUGGUGUACAGUAUUUUGCGGUGGCAGUGCUGGUAUUGUGAUUGAGUACCAUUGGGCCCGGCCGCCUGGGCCUUAUUAUUUAUUAAUAUGAUAUUGUCGGCAGAUUUUAACAAAAUGCUUCCCUUAGUCUGUUCACCUGAUAGUGGAUACUGAAACUUUUUUGUUAUCUUGGCAGUAGAGAGCGAAGAUGCUAGUCAUGACGUUGAUGCUGUGCUAUUCUGCAACUUGCCACUCUUUUCGGGAUCGUGAUCGAUAAAAUAAAAAUGGUUUUUCAAACUGCUGAAAACG
Paramacrobiotus metropolitanus is the source of this 1806-nucleotide messenger RNA. RefSeq names its product oxidoreductase NAD-binding domain-containing protein 1-like. The transcript is spliced from 7 exons. The record is from RefSeq and is a predicted model, not a curated record. Gene Ontology annotation, cellular component: mitochondrion. The coding region runs from base 715 to 1515 and encodes 266 amino acids. Lineage: Eukaryota; Metazoa; Tardigrada; Eutardigrada; Parachela; Macrobiotidae. Gene Ontology annotation, molecular function: oxidoreductase activity.